Molecule: messenger RNA, 6373 nt
Organism: Xiphias gladius (swordfish)
Lineage: Eukaryota; Metazoa; Chordata; Actinopteri; Istiophoriformes; Xiphiidae
Product: protein MTSS 1-like
Exons: 17
Coding region: 427-3036 (869 amino acids)
Biological process (GO): adherens junction maintenance; positive regulation of actin filament bundle assembly; plasma membrane organization
Cellular component (GO): cytoplasmic side of plasma membrane; actin cytoskeleton
Molecular function (GO): phospholipid binding; actin binding
Source: RefSeq, a predicted model, not a curated record
UGUUGAGAAGGCGGCGUUGGCAGCUCUGACUGUUGGUAUUUACCUGUCAAGAGACGGAACAACGUUACCAGCCGAACAACGUGGAUUAUUUUUCUAGUUUCGACUAGCGAACUGCAAAAGAUUAUCUUCGCUGUCCAGCCAUGGGUAUGACCGGGGAGGCGUGGAGGGGAGAGGGGGGUUUAAAUUUAAAUUGGAAGUAAACGGUGCACCAGAGUAGAACCGAGCUGCGUUUCUAUACAUGUUUGACUGAGAUAAAGUUGUUGUUCAUCUUUGACAGAACAGCAGAAACUAUUUCGCGUAGGUUAGUUCGUUUUUCUUCAUAUAUAUACAUAGAUAUUUGGAGUUUUUGGUUUUCCCGAAGACCGGAGGUGGCGGACUGAAAGCGGCUCACCGAGUCGGGACUGACCACAGGAGUUGGUCCUGAAAAUGGAGGCUGUUAUUGAGAAGGAAUGCAGCGCGCUCGGAGGACUCUUCCAAACUGUUAUCGGAGACAUGAAAAGCAGCUACCCUAUCUGGGAGGACUUCAUCACCAAGGCUGGCAAACUGCAGUCGCAGCUCAGAGCGACAGUGGUUGCUGUGGCUGCCUUCCUGGAUGCCUUUCAAAAAGUUGCCGACCUUGCUACCAACUCACGAGGUGGGACCAGAGACAUUGGAUCAGCGUUGACCAGGAUGUGUAUGAGACAUCGCAGUAUAGAGACUAAACUCAAACAGUUCUCCAUGGGUUUCCUGGAGGGUCUGAUUAACCCUCUACAAGAACAGAUGGAGGAGUGGAAAAGGGGAGUAAAUACUUUGGACAAGGACCAUGCAAAAGAGUAUAAAAGAGCUCGGCAGGAAAUUAAGAAGAAGUCCUCGGACACACUGAAACUUCAGAAGAAAGCAAAGAAAGCUGAUAAUCUAGGUCGAGGUGAUAUCCAGCCCCAGUUGGACAGCGCCAUGCAGGAUGUCAGUGAUAAAUACAUUUUGCUGGAGGAGACAGAGAAACAGGCCCUGAGGAAGGCUCUUAUAGAGGAGAGACAGAGAUUCUGCUGUUUCGUAGCCAUGCUUCGGCCUGUAGUGGACGAGGAGAUAUCUAUGUUGGGAGAGGUCACCCAUCUCCAGGCCAUCUCUGAUGACCUCAAAGCCCUGACCUCUGACCCACACAAGCUUCCCCCUGCUAGUGAACAGGUGAUUUUGGACCUGAAGGGCUCGGACUAUGGCUGGUCAUAUCAAACGCCGCCCUCAUCCCCCAGCACCACCAUGUCUAGGAAAUCUAGCAUGUGCAGUAGUCUGAACAGCGUUAACAGUAGUGACUCCAGGGGAUCCAGUGGCUCUCACUCUCAUUCUCCUUCCUCCUCUUCUUCCUCCUCUUCCUCACACCACCUCUUCCACCACCAUCACCCCCACAAUCGGUACCGUAGCGCCACGCUACCGCAGCAGGCCCCAGCUCGGCUCUCUAGCAUCUCCUCCCACGACUCGGGCUUCAUUUCUUCAUCGCAAGACCAGUACACGUCGUCCAAAUCAUCCUCGCCUAUGCCAGCCGAAACAAAGCCUUGUCCCAGUUCCAGCUGCUCUGAGGUGUCAGAGACUGGGCAGGUUCACAGUGACUGCAACUCUCCCCCUUCUCUAGCUGCUGCUAGUGCACCUCAGCACACUACUGACAAGUUGUCCAAUGGUUUUGACCACUACAGUCCGGCCAGUUCCCCCUACCUGCAUAGCAACGGGGGGAGUUUGGGCUCAGUGUCAGGCACUGCCUUCCCGUUCUUCCCUCCUCCCUCCUCAUCCACCACCUCCUCCUCGUGCCCCACUCGUUCAUGGUCACGUCCCGCCUCAGCCUUGCUGCCAGACUACCCUCACUACUGCACAAUGGGCUCUCCCAUGGUGCCUUCAUCUCGAGUCCCCAGCUGGAAGGACUGGGCGAAGCCAGGGCCUUAUGACCAGCCCAUGGUCAACACACUAAGGAGGAAGAAAGACAAGGACACCCCAGCUGUAAUAGACACUAAUGGGAGUAUGAACAUUGACAGCAGCCAAUCCUCAGUCCCAGCCUUGAUCUCGACCUCAACACAGGCUCCGGCUAUGCUACAAACACCAAGCUCAUUGGCCUCAGUGGAAGAGAAGAGCAGGACUGUGGCUGCACCUCUCAAGGCUGGUGACAUUGAGGCCCAUGAGGAACUGGCUCUGGCCUUAUCCAGAGGUCUGGAGCUGGACACCCAGAGGUCCAGUAGAGACUCCAUCCAGUGCUCCAGUGGCUACAGCACGCAGACCAACACGCCCUGCUGCUCAGAAGACACUAUACCUUCACAAGUAUCAGAUUAUGACUAUUUCUCAAUGGCUGGAGAUCAGGAGCCUGAGCAGCAGCAGUCUGACUUUGACAAGUCCUCCACCAUCCCCAGAAACAGUGACAUCAGUCAGUCCUACCGACGCAUGUUCCAGACCAAACGCCCAGCCUCCACAGCUGGCCUGCCCAGCACACAGGCUCCUUAUCCCGGACAGGGGGCCCACACUGCAGGGCCCUAUCCCCCCACACCUAUCCACACAGGAGCUUAUCCAACUACCGCUACUGGGGUUUAUCCUUCUACCCCUACAGGUCACGGUCCAGUUAUUGUCACCCCGGGGGUUGCCACAAUCCGCCGCACCCCCUCUUCAAAACCUUCUGCUCGCCGUUCAGGCUCUGUUGUGGGUGGAGGCCCCAUCCCUAUUCGUACACCCGUCGUCCCAGUAAAAAUCCCAACGGUGCCCGAUAUGUCAGGAGCAGUUAAUGGGAGCAGGAGUGCACAGGAGAUGGGAGGAGGAGGAGGAGGAGAAAGCCCAGAUUCUCCAACAUUUGCAGGUGGGGCGGACGCUGGCUCAUUGCCUGUGAUGUCCUGGAGUGGUCAGGCUAAAACCAACCCUCCCACCAGCCAGCUGACCCAGCCGCACCUUCAGAGUGAGAUUGGGCCAGAAGGAGGAGGAGAGGAGGCAGGAGAAGGGGGAGAAGGAAACAUGCUGGUGGCCAUACGCAAGGGGGUCAAACUCAAGAGAACCCUCACCAACGAUCGAUCUGCACCACGCAUUGCAUGAUAAGAUUAUCACAAUAUGCAGACGUGGGCCAUAAGAAACAUGCGAUCACGUCAUAGAAGUGAUCUCCUUCAUUAUAUUUGUAAAUGAGGUUAAAGGCUUUACAGAAAAUGUUGCGGAUAGAAAUGCAAUGUACAGAAUCAAAAGGCUUCUUAUGCUAGUAUGAGAAAUCACUGGCACCUGUUCUACAUUUCUCACCCUGUAAAUUUUCAUCUGUGAGAAUCUAUAGAUAUGCAAGGUGCAAGUAUUCGUAUUUGGCUUAUGAUGCAUCAGAUAAGUUUGUUAAAAUAUUGGUUUAGACCUGAAGUGGAUCACAGGCCCACUUGGGGUAGUUCCUUGUAUAAGCUGAAUAAUUGCAUGAGCCUGUGCGAGUAAGAGGUAAAGACCCAAUUUCUUACAUAGGUCCUUGAAAAAAAAGGAUUCUGGCCUAAGCACUAAAAUGUAUUCCCAAAUCCGAGCCCACAGCUGUGUAAUCAAAGUAAACACGAGAAUGUUUUUGCUAAUAACAAGGACAGAACAGCAUUACAGCACAGUAUUGUCAUUUCUUUAAGAGGACGGUAAAGACGUACUCAACAUGCCUUUAUCCAUUAUCACCCCUGAAGCUAAGGGACGGACAAGGACAAUGUGUAUGCCCCUCCUCAGUGUAAAAAACACUGUAUUAUAUGUCUAAACACUUAUCCUUCCGGAGUGCAUUGUACCAUCGAGGGACAAAUAACCAUUUUUACUACAUAGUGACUUUGCAAAAGAAGCGCAAUAACCACUGCAAGUACAACACAAUGUCAAGAGAGCAAUAUUCAAGUGCACUAGAAAGCAAUGGCUCGCUUUGGCAGCUCCUGAAUUGCAUUGACUGUUUACUUGGAGAGACACCCUGAUGGCUGUAUGAAGGUGCUGUGUUGUGAAAGCUGUCUUCCACUCAUAGUUGAAAUACUAAGAAAAAAUGGGAUGUCCACAGAGCCAAUAUUGGCAGGGGUAUGAACAAUAAAGAAAGCUCCUCAGAGGCACAGGAACUGACUGUGUUGCACCCAAGUCAAAGCUAAAGGAGACUCCGGUGUGACUAAAGCGUCACAUGGCUGAUGACUUACGUUCUGUUUUGUUUUAAUUGUUGUAAUAUUUACAUGAUUUGUAAAUAUUUUUGCAUGUCUCUGUUGCUGAGGAGUGUGUCGGUGCUUCUUGCUCUUUGUACCUUGGCUGUAUUUCCACCUGCUCCCCAGUGCCAAAAUCAGUCAGUUUCACAUCUUUAAACAGGAUGUUUAUUGAUGUGUACGUAAUGAUCAUCAUACCCCACUGCCUUGAGAUGUGAAUCGGUUUUCUUUUUCAUAAUCUGUUAAUCUGCAGCAUCUACAUGCUGAGUUUCGUAGAACUCCUCAGCGGUUUGUGGUUAUAUAUUAAUCAUUAUAUACUCUAUUAGCCACUUCUUUUUUUUUUUUGUCUUGCAGGUUUUUUAGUAGCCACACUGCAACCUGUGUGCAUUGAUUGGACUUAACAUUGCUAAUAAAUGUCAAAGUACAGAUGUGCCAAAAAACAACAUUAUUUCAAAUUUGUAUAUAUAUUAUUAAACAUUUUAUAGAAGUUAAUGAGGCAAAAUAUUUUUGAUGUUUUGAAGGUUAUGAGUUAAAAGCUAUAAUUGUUAAUGCCAUACUGUUUUUAUUGUUCUGUCUGGUUGCUGUUAUUGAACUCUUUCCUCUUUGAAACGCAUGUAGCGUGCAUGCAUCCUUCUGAUUAAUUAGAUUUUAACAUGUCUUCUCCAAUGUUGGUGUUUUUUUUUUUUUUUUUGGUUGUUGUUUUUUGUAAUAGCUUCAAAGUUGACAAGUCCGGUCCAAACAGACAAUGUAUAAUUUAAGAUAUACAUCAUUAUAGGUACAUUUUAAAAUAUUAUUUUUUUUAUCUGGACAAUAAGAUGUUUUGAAGAAAUGAGGCUUUUCCUCAGACUGCAGCGUUGUAUGACUAAAGGCUAAAAGCUAUUGGCGUCACUGAGUUAUUGUCCGCAUUUUAAUUUUCUUUUCAGUUCAAGCACUGUGAGACCAUGGCUACUACGAGGUAUAUGAAAGUGUAAAUAAUUAGCUGUGCAAGUUAGUCCAGGAACUUGCACGUUUUUUUUAAUUUAUUUUCUUUCUCAGUCGUUAAAUCUCUUUUACUUUCUCAACCUAUCUCUAUUUUUAUACUUAUAUAAACUAUCAGUGUAAUAGAUCCGUUUCCCUCCAUCCACGCGUGUGUAACCUGGUGAUGUGUUGUACAUCGGAUUUUAGCAGUGAAAUGACUGUCCCGCUACGGUUCGUUUAAGUCCCUUAUUUCUCACACACUCAUGCAUAAACUGCAUUUCAAUAAUCACAUUAAUGCAGAGAUUUAAAUCAGUAUUAUGAGUGUAGAUUUUGGGAUGGCACAGAGCUGCGUCCACCUCACUUCAUGCAAAGUAUAUUUUGUUCUGAAUGGUUACACCUAUAUCUUUUUAUCGUUGAAAGUUAUGGAUACUUUCUGGUUGUACUUAUUUGGGAGUGACUGAACUGUAAGUGGACUAACAACAACCCUGCUUCUAAGUUCGUUGGAAGAGAUGGCUACGUGCAAACUUAAAACGUUAAACUAAAAUGUAAACUCGGUUUUGAGCAAUUGAUUUCAGGUAAAAUAUUAUAGAACAAUUUAUCUCGUAGACAUUUUACUUUAUUAGAUUUGAACAAAUAGCACACUGCCCACAAAGUCUGGCCUUUCUGGAGUCGUAUGACCUGAGUUCCCCAUAGACAUCUUAGCAUGAAAAAAUCCAGUUUGUUUAUAUAUUUUCAACAUGUUUAUUAUGCAUUUAAUGUAACAGAGAGAUACAAAAGGAGGGAAGACCGCAAAAGAAGUGAUGACAAAAACAACACACAUAAUCUCUGUGCCUGAAUUAAACCCAUAGUGUGGGUGGAUGCACCACAAACCUUAUUUUCAUAUUAAAAAAUUACACCUUUUCUGUUCAACUUCAAAAGAGCUUCAAUAUCACUGCUUAGAUGUUUUGGGAAACCCAGCAUUCGGUUCUUGAUAUUGUUGAUGAUGUUAAUAUUUUUUGUUUGUUUUUUGGCCGUCCACCUGUCUAAAAUUUGUAUAGUCAACCUGUAAUUUUCUUAUUUAAAUUGCUAGCAUAAAUAUAUAUUAUAUCAGAGCUGCCAAAUGUCACUAUGUCCUAUGAAUAAGAAGUUAAUAGUUUGUGAGGGUUUGAAAGUACAGUUAAACCGGGUUUCUAGUUUAGUUUUUAGCUUACUUUUCCCCCGGAGGAGAGUUGACCUCUCUAUCAGUCCCUGUACAGUUCAAGAGGCUACGAUGCAGUUCAUUUCAGGAAGAAAAAGGUUGUAAUUUUUUGUGUAAUGACAGC